CUAGGGUUUAUCACCAGGGCUUCUUCUUCUCUUUGUUUGAGAAGCAAAGCAAGCAGCAUUUUUCAGUCUUCUCAUCUCUAAAUUUCUACAACCAGCUCCCUCCAUCUUCCAUCAAUGGGGAAGAAAAGAGAGAGGCACCAAAAUCCAGAACCUUUCCUCCCAGAGGAUACAGACUCUAUUGUCUCCUCCACUAAAACACGAUCCAAAGCAUCAAAACACCACCAGAAACAGCAAAAAAUGAUAUCCUCGGGGAUGAGCUCGAAAAUCUUGAAGCAAGCGUUGAUUCAGCAGAAGGAGAUUCAAGCCGAGGAGAGAAACCCUAAUUUUAAUGCUCUGGAGGAAGAAUUGCCUGAGCCUGAAGGAGAGGAAUGUGCCGAGGAUCAAAUUGAUGAUUUUAGUGGCUUCUCCGAGACUCAAAGCCAGUUUAACGAUUAUCCUGAGGAGAUUGAUGAGAAUGAUGAGAAAUUGCUGGAGGCAUUCUUGUCAAAGGAUGCUGGUCCACAGCGAACACUUGCCGACCUUAUUAUUGAGAAAUUAAAAAAGACUGAUGCAAAUGUUUCCUCAGAGUUACAGCCUAUACCUAAGCUGGACCAGUCUCUGAUAGAUUUGUACAAGGGAGUUGGCGAGUAUCUCAGUAAAUACACAGCUGGAAAGAUACCUAAGGCAUUUAAGCACAUCCCUUCUAUGCAACUUUGGGAGGAUAUCUUGUACCUGACUGAACCUCAGAAAUGGUCACCAAAUGCAAUGUAUCAAGCCACUAGAAUCUUCUCUUCUAAUUUGGGUGCAAAGAAGGCAGAGCGUUUCUAUAGGCUUGUCUUACUUCCUAGGGUUAGAGAUGAUAUUAGGACGAAUAAGAGGCUGCAUUUCAGUCUGUAUCAAGCUUUGAAAAAGUCUCUGUAUAAACCUGCUGCAUUCAACAAGGGAAUAUUGCUUCCGUUGUGUAAGUCAGGGACGUGCACUCUUAGGGAAGCUGUUAUUGUUGGAAGUAUCAUUCAAAAGGUCUCCAUUCCUAUGCUUCAUUCAUGUGUUGCAGUGUUGAAGCUUGCGGAGAUGGAAUAUUGUGGCACAACAAGUUAUUUUAUCAAGCUUCUAUUGGACAAGAAAUAUGCCUUGCCAUUUCGCGUACUUGACGCAGUUGUUGCUCAUUUCAUGAGAUUUAUCGAGGAUACAAGAAUAAUGCCUGUAAUUUGGCACCAAUCGCUUCUUUCAUUUGUGCAAAGAUGCAGGUCAACAAGGGAAAUUACUAAUAAUUACUAUUUUCAAAUUAUUUGUAAUUGUAUUUAUUGUGUGCUUUUUUCAUUUUAGGAAGUUUUCCACUUGAAAAUAUUUGCAACAAUUAGGAUUUUAUUAUUGUUACGGCAUUUUAUUGUUAUUUUAUUUGAGUAGCGAAUUUGUUUUCUUCUUUAGUCUGAGACGACUCUAGGUUUUUUCUGUGUCAUGUAUUGUUUGUAAUUGAAAAGCCAUUUUGAUGGAUGGGAUCUAUGAAUGUUGCAACCUCGCAUAAUCAGGUGUCUCUCGGUGUUCUUCUCUCUAACAGUAAUGUGGCUCUUCGAUGUCUAUAUAAUAUUUUGUUUCUUCUUUGAGCAGCAAUGGAACCUUUUUUCUAGCAGCAAUAAAUUUUUUUUGGAGGUGCCAAUUGAUGUAGAAAUGGAACAUGAAUUAAAGAAAUAAAAAGAAAAAAAACCCUAGAGAUUGACUAGGGGUUCUUUGAAUCACAAGGAAAGAAGAACAAACAUUCUUCAGGUGAAACAAUCAAUUUCGAGGUCAUGAUAAUUGAUUUAAUUAUUUAAAACGCCAUUCAAUUACAUAGAAUGUGCUUCUAUAGGCACAUGAGAAAUCUAGAAGAUCCCUAAACUAAUGAAGGAAACAAAAUCAACAAAAACCAUUCUUAGCAAUAAUGAAAUCUUGGUUAUUUGCAACUAUUGUAAUCAGAGAACUUCUUAACAAUGAUAGAACUACACAAUUAACAAAAUUACAAGUAAUUUGAAAAUAACCCUUCUUGCCAUGCAUCCUAACUGAAGAUUAGGACUCUCAUUUCACACCAUGUGCAUUCUGCCAACUGAAAUUGUCGUGUUCGCAUUAGUUUUUGUUAAUUACUGUGCCUUGAUGGGCAACAUCAGAAUAGGCAGUCUCAAGCUAUAUUUUAUUGUUCUUCCCUUGUUUCUGAAUUUCCAUCUCCCCAACUUGAGAUUUCCUUUUUCAGCCUAAUUUCUCCUUUGAGCAGCACUGUAUGACAUGAGAUGCCUCUUCCUAAACGCUCUUGCAUUAUUUAUUAGUUUUUAUGCUAUUAAAUAAAGUAGCUGCCUCAAAACACAUUUGCCUUUUCAC
Molecule: messenger RNA, 2328 nt
Organism: Populus nigra (black poplar)
Lineage: Eukaryota; Viridiplantae; Streptophyta; Magnoliopsida; Malpighiales; Salicaceae
Product: bystin-like
Exons: 9
Coding region: 115-1305 (396 amino acids)
Biological process (GO): rRNA processing
Cellular component (GO): preribosome, small subunit precursor; nucleolus; cytoplasm
Molecular function (GO): snoRNA binding
Source: RefSeq, a predicted model, not a curated record